UGCAGCCGUGCUUGCACGCAACCGGACGAAAUCUACUCGAGCAAGGACCAUCGACAACUUUUUAUUAGUCAUUGUUCCUUCCCAAUAUAGAUGUCAAAGCCCUGACUGACCAUGAUGUUGAGUGCUACAGAAUCAUUGACUUUGUUAUUAUGGGUUGUGUUGAUCGCGUCGUCUGUCGUUGAUGCGAUCCGAGUGCUUCCAUCCGCGGAACGAUCUGCUGCCGAUGAAGUAGUGUCUUCUAUUUUGUUAGAAGAACCGCCGGAGCUGCCAGUGAGCAGUGCGGACCGGCAUCGAAAAUUGUCGUCGACAGUGGAGGUUCCCUUUCCAGCGACACCGGAAGAUCAUGAAAUUAAAUCUUUGCCUCUCUUGGCCGAAGGCACGUUGACUACCAAACACUGGGCUGGGCUGUUGCCGGCAUCGGCGGAAAAAGACAAGUACUUUUUUUAUUGGCUCUUUGCGCCAGAUACAUCCCAGCAUGCGGAACUCAAGGAUGGUGCUAUUCCUCUGGUGAUUUGGCUCAAUGGAGGUCCUGGCUGCUCGUCGAUGGACGGCUUGUUUCUGGAAAAUGGACCUUUGCGGUUUGAGAAGGAUGAAAGUGGCAGCUAUAAGCUCGUGGCGGCACAGCACAGUUGGCACAAGACUCCCGCCUACAUGCUCUACAUUGAUCAGCCAGUGGGUACUGGACUCAGUUUUACGACCUCCAAAAAGUAUCCCAGGAAUGACCUCGAAGUCAACCAGGACUUCUAUUACUUUUUUCAAUCCUUCUUGAAAGCUCACAGCGACAAGUUUGUGACCUCCCAACGAUUGAAUCGGCCCUUUUAUUUCUCGGGGGAAAGCCAUGCCGGCCACUACAUUCCUUCCAUGAUGGCAUUCAUCUUGGAUCAGAACAAGCAGCUUGGACCCGAUGCCAUCAAUGUGCCUCUUUCUGGUGCCGCAAUUGGUAAUGGAUGGGUCGACCCCUUUCAUCAAUAUGCUGCAGCGGAAGCUGCAUAUGGACAUGGUAUCAUUGGCCUGGCACAAAAGGCAGCUUUCGAAGAAAAGGAAAAACAGUGUCAAGCAUACAUCAACGAAAAGAAAUUCACUGCCUCGGUAUGCUUCAAUUUGCUCGAUGAUAUUGUCAAACAAUCCUAUGGUUCCAAAAGCAGCUUCAAAGUCAGUCAGUAUGAUAUUCGUCAAGUGGAAACGAGAGGGGGAGACCGAAACUUUCCUCCAGGUCACAAAGUGGUCGAGGCUUACCUUGGUGACAAGGGUACUGCAGCAGGAAUUACAACAUCGACAAUGAACGAUGCAUUGCAGGCCAUCCAUGCCUCUGAAUCCAGAGCAGCAGGGCAGAGGUUCCAGGAGUGUACAGACCCCCCAUACAAUGCACUCAGUCAUCAAGACGGACUGGGCGUUGUCAAUGAGGUCAUCCAGGUUCUGGAAUAUGAGCCAGCAGAAGGUGAGACAGAUGUCAGACUGCUGUUUUUCAAUGGUGUAACAGAUUUGAUAUGCAAUCAUGUUGGCAAUGAGAUCAUGUUAGAACAGUUGAGUUGGAAACACCAGUCUGACUGGACCAAGGCAGCACGAUCCGCUUGGAAAUCCAAGUCACAAAAAGGCGACAAAAUUUCAGGAUAUAUGAAGGAGUUCAAAAAUCUGCUCUAUCUGAAAGUCAUGGAUUCUGGACACAUGGUUCCCAUGGAUGUGCCGGAGGUGUCAUUGGACAUGAUGCGAUUGUUUGUUUUCGGUGGGGAAGGGGCCUUUCAGUACAGUCCACAAGCUUUGGACAGAUCCAUCAAAACUGAUGGAACAUGUCCUUCCUGCCCAGUAUGUCCAGCUAACAUCACCAAUUUCCAGAUUGAUUCACUGAGCAAGGGCAGUGAGGAUACGGAUGAUGCAUCAUCUGCAGACAAUACGAAGCUGUAUGUUGGAUUGGGGUUAUUGGCAGGGGUCAUUGUUGUCGUUAUUGGUCUGCAGUUCCGAUCCAAACGCAAAACACGUGUCAAUGGUGCUUCCUAUGAUCUUGAAAUGAGGGGUGGGACAUACUUUGAUGAGCCAGAACCUGCCGAUGGAGCUUCUACCGAUGGUGACAAAUCCGCAUCGAAUUUUCGUGAAAGAUAAGCAUCAUUGAUUGAACUUGUCAUUACCCCUUGGUAGAGUGCUUUGUAACUGGUUUACUAGCUACCGUGGCCGGUUUGUUUU
Seminavis robusta is the source of this 2178-nucleotide messenger RNA. Lineage: Eukaryota; Bacillariophyta; Bacillariophyceae; Naviculales; Naviculaceae. The record is from the annotation of a GenBank genome assembly.